GUGGAGGUGUUCUCCAUGGGACAAGGCGUAGACCCAGUCGAGAUCACCAAGGCCGGCCUAGAGCGCGCCGUGGAGGGGGAGUUUGACACGGUCAUCGUCGAUACGGCCGGGCGGCAGGUGGUGGAUGACACCCUCAUGACCGAGCUCAAGGACAUACAGGUUGCUUCGGAGGCGGACGAGGUCCUUCUGGUCGUGGACGCCAUGACCGGCCAGGAGGCGGCAACGCUGGCCUCGGUCUUCAACGAGAAGAUCGGCAUCACGGGCGCCGUGCUGACCAAGAUGGACGGGGACACCCGAGGUGGCGCCGCGCUCUCCGUGCAGGGGGUCUCCCAGAAGCCGAUCAAGUUCGUGGGGAUCGGGGAGAAGGUGUACAUGUAG
Molecule: messenger RNA, 378 nt
Organism: Ectocarpus sp. CCAP 1310/34
Lineage: Eukaryota; Phaeophyceae; Ectocarpales; Ectocarpaceae
Source: the annotation of a GenBank genome assembly